Molecule: messenger RNA, 1990 nt
Organism: Seriola dumerili (greater amberjack)
Lineage: Eukaryota; Metazoa; Chordata; Actinopteri; Carangiformes; Carangidae
Gene: mosmoa
Exons: 3
Coding region: 852-1355 (167 amino acids)
Biological process (GO): negative regulation of smoothened signaling pathway
Cellular component (GO): ciliary membrane; Golgi apparatus
Source: RefSeq, a predicted model, not a curated record
CUGAUGUCAUUUGGCAGAAAGGGAGGCUGAGCUAACGGUGGACAUACGGCUGGAAAGCAUAACAAUAACGCUACCGUUUUACUGUCCACACUGGGACCUGUAACAUCCCUAUUGGAUUGAAAUACGCAGCGUGUCUCCUGUCUUCUCGCCGUGGUCCGGAGAAGAGGUGGAGGAAGAGUGAAGCUGGCUGGCUAACGGGCUGAAAGUACCAGAUGCUAUUCCAGCGGAGAAGGGGAACGAAUAACCAAGAGACGGUGAUGGGUUCUCGUUUUCCUGACGGGUAACGUUAGACCCUCGCUAAACAAAAACAAGGAUACCGCAAAGUGAGGGGAACUUGCUUUGCUCCGUCUGCACCUCCGUUUGUGUGACAUUGGGUCUGAAAUGCUAGCGCAGUCGCGGUCUCGGCCGUCGAGCAGCUUCUGGGCCGCAGCUCGGCACACCGAGCCCGAAUCUGGGAAGUAGCUAGCUAGCUAUCUGCUAGCCGCAGCUGUGCCCGAUGCUGCUGCUGCUGCGGCGGCUGCUGCUGCUAAACGGAUCAGAAAGACAACACAAACGGUUCAGGGACUUGGCGCUGAGUGAGCUAUUGUUUUACCUUACUGGACUACUACGGGCAUUUGAGAUGUGAUGCUUUUGUGCUUCGUAUUUGAGCCUUAUGUAGCCAGAGGCUCUCGCUUGCUUGACGCGAAGGAGCUAACGUUGCUGCAAAAUGCACAGCGGAACCACAACAGCAGGCUCCUGCUGAAGGGGGCGAGGUUAGACUGAUAACCCUGUGUUUCUCAACACUCCGGGACACAUUUAGACAACGACCACCACUUUUCGCCCCGUCAUUCACCGCUUCAUCAGCUGGCGAUAUGGAUAAACUAACGAUCAUUUCAGGGUGCCUGUUUCUGGCAGCAGAUAUCUUUGCAAUAGCCAGCAUUGCAAACCCAGACUGGAUCAACACUGGUGAAUCAGCAGGUGCCCUUACAGUUGGUCUAGUCCGGCAAUGUCAGACCAUCCAUGGACGAGACCGAACCUGUAUCCCACCGCGGCUGCCCCCGGAGUGGGUCACCACACUUUUCUUCAUCAUCAUGGGCAUCAUCUCCCUCACGGUCACCUGUGGACUGCUGGUGGCAUCACACUGGCGCAGAGAAGCCACCAAAUACGCCCGCUGGAUUGCCUUCACUGGCAUGAUCCUCUUCUGCAUGGCGGCACUCAUCUUCCCCAUAGGCUUCUAUAUCAACGAAGUGGGAGGUCAGCCGUACAAGCUGCCCAACAACACAGUGGUCGGCUCCUCGUACGUGCUGUUUGUCCUCUCCAUCUUCUUCACCAUAGUGGGACUGCUGUUUGCAGGCAAAGUUUGCCUCCCAGGCUGAGGACUCGACUGUGCCGCCUCUGGACUGACACAAGAGGCUCUGAAAAUUUUAUGGGAUUUACUAAAACACACAAUGACUGAAUAUUAAAAAACAACAAACUCUGGCCAGAAGCCUGAAACAGGGAAGCCUCAGCUUAUGUGUCAAGGGACCGCAGCACCAUGGAGUACCUAACUACUAAAAGAUGAAAACGAAUAAAUGAACAAAACACUAAAGGGGGACACGGGCACAAAGGGUUGUAGGAGUGUGAGAGAGGGCAGCUGAGGCUGUCGCAACACCCUGCCACUGUUGAUUUAAAAUAUGGCCGUCUCUCUGUUGUUGUUCUGGAAAGGGUGCUUAAUGUGCCGCUGUCAUGGCAACCAGGGCCACAAUGCUGGCGCACAUUUCUUGAGGACCACUACAGCCACUCCUCGACUUGACUCCCAGCCGCCCGCCCGCCGCCCUCAGCACACAUCUGCACCGUCACGACCGCUCCUGUUGCUAUUUUUGGCUUCUCUUAGCUAUUUCAGUUGUGUGUUUUUCUGUUGUUGUACAUUUUGUGUUCUUAUGUUUGUUUUUUUUUCCUUGCACCCCCCGCCGCCUUUCCACUGAAGUAGUUUGAGUGUAAUUGAGGUUCACUGAACUAAACCCUUGAAGGA